This is a messenger RNA of Neopelma chrysocephalum (saffron-crested tyrant-manakin), 4667 nucleotides long. It is a transcript of the gene TAB2, whose product is annotated as TGF-beta activated kinase 1 (MAP3K7) binding protein 2. Gene Ontology annotation, molecular function: K63-linked polyubiquitin modification-dependent protein binding; ubiquitin binding. Lineage: Eukaryota; Metazoa; Chordata; Aves; Passeriformes; Pipridae. Gene Ontology annotation, biological process: positive regulation of protein kinase activity. The record is from RefSeq and is a predicted model, not a curated record. The transcript is spliced from 8 exons. The coding region runs from base 639 to 2759 and encodes 706 amino acids.
AGUGCGCUGGGCGACACUCCGCCAUUUGAGGAUGAGUAUCCGAGCGUCCGAGGUGCGAUUCUUUGGUGCCCGGUGUCUUUGUGGGGGCUAACUGGGCUCGAUUCCAUAUAUAGUAUAUUUAGGACGUCGGUUUCCAUUGUUCCAGUCAGUUUAAUUGUUGAGUAGAAAUUCUUGAAAUGGUUCUGAUAAGAGAGGUUUUGAAGAGAGGAGACAUGUACUGUUUCUUGUUUUCUUCUCUUUUUCUGUUGUGUCCCUCUGAGAGACCUGGGAAGACUGUGCGGAGAAAAUGCUGGGACAGAAGAGAUGAGUACUCCCUUUACUAAGGCCUAAAACUGCCUGUUGAAAAACAAUCCUGACCAGGCAAUAUACGAAUGGCCCAAGGAAGCCAGCAAAUUGAUAUUCAGGUUUUACAUGACCUGCGACAGAAGUUUCCUGAGGUACCUGAAGGUGUUGUAUCCAGAUGCAUGUUACAGGGUGCCAACAUUUUAAACUCAAUUGGGACAUGGGCAGAGAUAAGAUGAGGGGGUAUUGUUUUGCUGGAAUAUGCUCAGUUCUGCCAUCAACCGGUUCUCUGAUCUAUACAGAGCUAGAAGCGGUUGAAACUCUACCUCUGCCAGCCAGAAGAUGCCAGGGGUUCCAUGUGCCCCCGUUUCCCCUUUGAGUUCUCCAAUUUUCUCAUUGACGUCACUGAAAUUUUGGAAUUGAUUGGAUGCAGUCUUAAAAAGAAAAAAAAAAUUGUCCAAAGAAAUGCAUUCAAGCUGAAUAAUAACAAUAAUUUGGAUGCCUGUUGUGCAGUUCUCUCUCAGGAGAGCACAAAGUAUCUCUACGGUGAAGGAGACCUAAGUUUUUCGGAUGAUUCUGGGAUUCCUGGACUACGAAAUCACAUGACAUCUCUUAAUUUGGAUUUGCAGUCACAGAAUGUCUAUCCCCACGGAAGAGAAGGAAGUAGAAUGAAUGGAAGUAGGACUCUAGCUCACAGUGUUAGUGAUGGACACCUUCAAACCAGUCAGUCCAACAAUGAACUGUUUCAACAGGAACCACAGACAGCACCUGCGCAGGUUCCACAAGGAUUUAAUGUCUUUGGGAUGGCUAAUACAGUUAGUACUUCUAAUCCAGGGCAGCAUCUUGGAUUUCACCUAGGCAGCAAAGGAGUAUCUAACUUGUCUCAACAAACGCCCAGAUUCAACCCCAUCAUGGUAACUUUAGCCCCAAACAUUCAGCCUGGUCGCAAUACCCCUACAUCUUUGCACAUACAUGGUGUACCUCCUCCUGUACUUAACAGUCCACAGGGAAAUUCUAUCUAUAUUAGGCCUUACAUCACAGCUCCCAGUGGUACCUCUAGACAGACACAGCAACAACCAGGCUGGGCAUCUCAGUUUAAUCCCGCGCACCCUCAGCAAGUCUACCAGCCUUCGCAGCCAAGUCCCUGGACUACUAUUCCUACAUCCAGUACUACGCCACAUACCUCAUCGCAACACUCAACACAGCCAAACCAGCAAGGCCACCAGACUUCUCACGUCUACAUGCCUAUCAGUUCUCCUACUACUCCACAAGCACCUAUGAUUCAUUCAUCUGGUAGCUCUCAAUCUUCUGCUCACAGCCAAUACAACAUUCAGAAUAUAUCCACAGGACCUCGCAAAAACCAAAUUGAAAUCAAACUUGAACCACCACAAAGAAAUAGUACUUCUAAGUUGCGUUCAACUGGCCCUCGCACCUCCACUGCUCCCUCUUCCCUCAACAGCCAGACAUUAAGUAGAAGUCAACCCACUGUUUACAUAUCGGCCAGUCCUCCAAAUACUGAUGAAGUGAUCACACGUGGUCAGCCCAAGGUCUACAUUUCAGCAAAUGCUACAACAGGAGAUGAUCAACUUGUGCGGAACCAGCCCACGCUUUUCAUAUCAACAAAUCCUGGAGUAUCUACUACUGCUAGGAAUAUGUCUGGUCAAGUAAGCAUGGGUCCUGCAUUUAUUCAUCACCAUCCACCCAAGAGUCGAGCAGUGGGCAACAGCACCACUGCAACCUCUCCUCGAGUGGUGGUUACACAGCCUAACACAAAAUAUACUUUUAAAAUUACAGUUUCUCCAAAUAAGCCCCCUGCAGUUUCCCCAGGGGUAGUAUCCCCAACUUUUGAACCUACAAACCUUCUAAACCUUCCUGAUCACUAUGUUGAACCAGAGGGUAUCCAGCAUCUUACUGACCCUGUUUUAGCACAUGUGGAUAGGAUCAGUGAUGCACGGAAAUUGAGUAUGGGAUCUGAUGAUGCUGCCUACACGCAAGCUUUACUGGUACACCAGAAGGCCAGGAUGGAGCGACUUCAACGAGAACUUGAGGUUCAAAAGAAAAAGUUGGAUAAACUAAAAGCAGAGGUCAAUGAAAUGGAGAAUAAUCUAACACGAAGGCGCCUGAAAAGAUCGAAUUCUGUUUCCCAAAUUCCAUCACUGGAAGAAAUGCAACAGUUGAGAAGUUGUAACAGACAGCUGCAGAUAGACAUAGAUUGCCUAACCAAAGAGAUUGAUCUUUUUCAAGCAAGAGGACCACAUUUUAAUCCCAGCGCUAUUCAUAAUUUUUACGAUAAUAUUGGAUUUCUUGGUCCCGUGCCACCAAAACCCAAAGAUCAGAGGUCCAUUGUGAAAACACCAAAGACUGUUCCAGACACAGAUGAAGAUGAGGGAGCUCAGUGGAGCUGUACCGCCUGUACUUUUUUAAAUCAUCCGGCCUUAAAUCGCUGUGAACAGUGUGAAAUGCCCAGGCAUUUCUGAGCCAACAGGCCCAUUACCUUCUGUAAAACCACAGCAAACAUACAAGGAAUUAUCCAGUCACUGGGGGGCAAAAAAAAGCAUUUAUGCGUAGGAUUUUGUAAAAUCGAAGUUGUGAGGAGAUGGUAUUUUGCUAAUGUUCAGUGUCAGCCCACAGAGCAAGCAAUACCUCAGUGUUGUGCUGCAGGCAGUUGAGAUUGACCGGCUGAAGGGUAAUCUGCUGAAAGACUUGCCAGCUGCCUAAACCAUGUACAGUAUUACCAUUGUCCCAAUAACAAACACCAUGUUCAGUGCCUGGGUGUUGCCCAUCCUCUUCUUUGCCCCGAUGUCACUACUGAAUUUUGACAGGGGAAGGGAAUAGAGUGCUAGUGUUUUUGUUUUCAGAGCUCUCAGUGAAACACUACAUGCACAGAGGAGAUCUUAAAAGGAACAAGGUUUAAAUAUUUAAACUGUUUGCUGCCACAUAGUGCCUUUGAAAAAAGGAAGAGCUUCAUGAAUCAGUGGUACUCUUUGCCUUGUCUUCCCUGAAAACAUCUCUGUGAAGCCAGAAAUCAGUACAAUUACGUCUAAAGUUGAAAAGGAAAAACUGCAUGCGUUGUCUGUACAAUACACACAGUGAAAUACCCCAAAGCUUUUCCUACUGUACAUAGCUCUAGGGCCUGCUUUAAGUGAUUUCUUUUCUUCACCUUUAUUAUUUUCUUGUAAUUCUGUAUGUAUAGUUUAAUAGUCUUUUUGUUAACUUUCUUUUUUUCCCUUUAAGUGAUUAAGCACGAUCAUGUCCCUUUUUUUAAGCUUUUAUCUGAGAGAAGCAAUGCCUUAAAAUAAGAGCAUUAAUAAGAAACUAUGCACAAAAUAGCUUUCCUCUGCUCGUUCUGUACAUUGCUCUUGUAAAUGCUGAUGAUCUGUGAAGACCUGCAGAUGCAGCGUGGUAAAAAUGCAGGAAAAGUUUGAAGAGUUACACAUAUAGUUCACUCUGUACACUGAGUUUUACGGUGGGUGACACAAAGGUAGCAUUUUGUCUGGCAUAAGGAAACUUUAUACUAGGAAACUUUCAACCCACCAACAGAUCAGCAUCCGAGUUGAGCUUGCUUCAUCUGCUGGGUGUCUUGCAGACUCCUGAAGAGAGAUUCAUUGGGGAAGUACAUACAGUGCCAAAAUCAACAGCAGCAGCAUCGUACAGCUUUGUUCAAGGACUUUAAAUGCUUUCCUGUUUUGGCAGCCAGUUUAUAAACCUGACUUUGUGGUGAAGUCUCAUAUUUAUAGAAAACAAGGAUAGCAAUAUUUAGGACAACUGAAAUAAAGGCUGGAAAAGAGAAAUCAAACAGACUUGAACACUGAAGCAACCUCAAGCAUCUCUUGUAUUUUGAUGAUCUAUUUUUUUAAGGAAAAUACUCACAUGAUCGGGGAUGUAUGUAACUGAGAUCAAGAAAAUGGAAUUCCAGUACAAUAUGCAUGAAAGACGGCACACAAAGAAUUAUGUAGCAGCAGCACUUAGUGUGAGGCUGGAGGGAGUGCUAACAAUGUAGCAAAAGAUACAGUAGACUGUCACCCACUGUAAACAUCUGCCAGUGGACACUUUUAUUAGGAGUUUUACAAGUGAUCUAUGUGAAUGCACAGAGGCCUUUGUUUUGAAGGCUUUGCAUUUUUUUAUGUGGGAAGAAAAUGUCAAUCCCAGGUAAUUAGGCAGUAGACCCAAAGCACUUGCAUUCAAUGCAUUUUGUUUAUAAAAUGAGGCCUUGUUUUUCAGCUUCAUCUGCAGUUCUAUGUGAAGAUUGACAAAUCAGUUUUUACCUGUUUAUUAAUAAAACCUAAUUUGGAUAUCUUGAGUUGAUGGUUUUGUGAUUUAGCUGGGUAAACUGCCUUUGUAACAGAUAAGUUAUUUAUAAAAAUUAAAAAAAAAUUAUAUUCUAA